UUAUUAAAAAACCGUCAAAUUUAGUGUGAAAUCAAAUGUCCAAUAUCCGAAACCUUUUCGUCGCUUACCUCAUUUCUUUAAAAAAAUUCUAGCCAUCUUUUAUUAUUAAAAUUGUGUCUGUAACAUCUGAGUUUGAGCCAAUAGCCACAGAUGGUUACCGGCAAUCCUAGACAAAGGUCAAAUUCUUCGAACGAAGGAUCGGAUAGUUUGGAUAACACACAACAAGAUGAUUCUCCUACCCUACCGCCAACUCCUGGUGACAAUGGCAUAGACACUCUUAACCCCGCUCCGAACUAUUCUCCUAAUCAAAUUACCUCUCCCACUAUAACCCCACCACUAUCGUCAAAUUCACCCGGUCAAUCAGGACGUCAAUCAUUAGCGUCACCUAAUCACAGUUCAAUACAAACCAAUAAUCCAUCUCCAAUAAUAACAACAUCAACAAGACGACAUUAUCAUCAUAAUCACCAUCAUCAUCAUGGAGAAGGAAGAAGAAAUUAUCCGGGCGAACCACAUCUUUCUCUCGCUCCUCAUGUAGAUCCUGCACCUGCGCCUGCAAUGUAUUGGUCAAAAGCAAGAACUCAUGGUAAACCCUCUAAAGCAUUAAGAGCACAUACUGUCAACUUAGUCGGCGAAUUAAUGUACGUCUUUGGCGGAUGCGACGCCAAAACUUGCUUUAAUUCAAUACUCAUAUUCGACGCGGAUACAAUGUAUUGGAAUCGCGCUCGAACUAUAGGAGACCCACCACCAAUAUGUCGUGCACAUUCAUCUACGCUUGUAGAUAAAAAAUUAUUUAUCUUCGGUGGUGGUGACGGCCCUACGUAUUUUAAUGAUUUGUUUAUUUUCGAUACGGACGUACUGGAAUGGAUUAAGCCCAAAACGUCCGGAAACAUUCCGUCACCACGCCGUGCUCACACUUCUGCUUAUUACAAUAACCAUCUCUACAUUUUUGGAGGCGGAGAUGGAUUUAAAGCCCUCAAUGAUGUAUAUAUACUAAAUAUAACAGAUUUAAACAAUCUGGUAUGGCAGAAAUUAGAACCCAAAGGGAGGCCCCCAAUUUCUAGGGGAUAUCAUACCACAAACCUUGUGGGAAGUAAAUUGGUGGUUUAUGGUGGAAGCGAUGGCCACGAAUGUUUCAGCGAUGUCUACGUAUUGGACUUAGAAUCCAAUACGUGGAUUCAAGCGGUUGAAAAAUCUUAUCCGCGACUUUCACAUACAGCCACACAAGUAGGCUCCUAUUUAUUUAUUGUGUGUGGUCACGAUGGGUCGAAGUAUACGUCGGAGGUUUUAUUAUUAAAUUUGGUAACUAUGGAGUGGGAACGCCGUAAAGUAUAUGGAACUCCUCCGUCCGGUAGAGGGUAUCAUACAACUGUUUUGUAUGAUUCCCGCUUAUUCGUUUUUGGUGGAUAUGAUGGACACUCUGUCUUUGACGAUGUAUAUGUGCUCGAUUUAUCUGCCUGUGCGUAUCUACCGCAGAUAACGAAUUUCCAGCUUCCGGAAUUGUAAUAAAAAUUAUUUUUUACGUUCUAACUUUAAAAGAAUAUAUUUAUAAACGCAAAUAAAUUGUGUUUAUUUAAAAAAAUAUACACACACACACGAGAGAGAGGAAAAAAAUAAAAUCCGAGAUAUAUAUUUUAUAUAUAUAUAAUUUGCGUUUAUUUAAAAAAAUAUACACACACACGAGAGAGAGGAAAAAAAUAAAAUCCGAGAUAUAUAUUUUAUAUAUAUAUA
This is a messenger RNA of Rhizophagus irregularis DAOM 181602=DAOM 197198, 1728 nucleotides long. RefSeq lists its product as uncharacterized. Gene Ontology annotation, molecular function: protein binding. Lineage: Eukaryota; Fungi; Glomeromycota; Glomeromycetes; Glomerales; Glomeraceae. The record is from RefSeq and is a predicted model, not a curated record.